Molecule: messenger RNA, 147 nt
Organism: Trypanosoma brucei brucei TREU927
Lineage: Eukaryota; Euglenozoa; Kinetoplastea; Trypanosomatida; Trypanosomatidae
Exons: 1
Coding region: 1-147 (48 amino acids)
Source: RefSeq, a predicted model, not a curated record
AUGCCACCGGAAGGGAAAGUUAAUGUCAGAUGGAGGAAGAGGAACUUUCAGGGUUGUUUUAAUUUCGUUGCAUCAUGCCGCGUCACGCGUCCUCCUAUCAUCAAUGAACAAAAAUGUGAGGAAGGCAACAAAAGGAAGGGAAGCUAA